AAGAAUUCAUCAUUUUCCGUCCCUCCCCAUUCAAAACAAGGACCGAACCCGAUCCACUCUCUAUCGAUGGAAAAGAAGAUACGAAGGAGACGAUAAGAGAGAGGGAGUAGAGUGGGGGGUCGAUGGCUUCGCCAUCCGUCCCCAUCGACGACUUCGACAACGACGAGUUCGAUUGGGAGGCGGCCGUCCGAGAAAUUGACUCCGCUUGCCAAGGCGCCUCCACUUCCAAUCAUCAAGAUCCCGCCCUUCCAACCACAGCCGCUGUCCCCGCCGCCGCCCGAGCUUGCCCUAAGCCUGUCAAGUCCGAUGGCAAAGGCCGGCAAUCCACUCUCGAUAGGUUCGUGGACUCCUUUACCAAGCGUAGGAAGGCAGACGAGGGUUUCCUCAGAUCCAAGAUUCAGGAGAAGAAUGCAACCCCUGAUCCUGGGAGAAGUGGCGAUCUUGGGGGCGGCAAUGAGCCGGGUGGGGUUGAGAUUGAUCUUGAAGCCGCCAAAACAUGGAUUUAUCCAGUUAAUGUACCUCUUCGGGAUUACCAGCUUUCCAUUGCUAAGAGUGCUCUUUUUUCAAACACACUGGUAGCAUUGCCUACAGGACUGGGUAAAACUCUUAUUGCUGCUGUCGCGAUGUAUAACUACUUUCGAUGGUUUCCAGAUGGUAAAAUUGUUUUUGCCGCACCUUCACGACCUCUUGUCAUGCAACAAAUUGAGGCAUGCCAUAAUAUUGUUGGGAUACCACAGGAGUGGACAAUUGAUAUGACAGGUCAGAUGAGUCCUCUAAAGCGAUCAGGUUUUUGGAAGUCCAUGAGAGUUUUCUUUGUCACUCCGCAGGUGCUUGAAAAGGAUAUAAAAUCUGGCAUAUGCUUGGUGAAGCAACUUGUCUGUUUGGUGAUUGACGAAGCUCAUAGAGCUACAGGAAAUUAUUCUUACUGCGUUGCAGUUCGUGAGUUGAUGGCUGUACCUGUGCAGCUAAGGAUUCUAGCUUUGACAGCAACACCAGGAUCAAAACAGCGUGCGAUUCAAAAUGUCAUUGAUAACUUAUGCAUUUCAAAUUUGGAAUAUCGUAAUGAAAGUGAUCAUGAUGUCAGCCCAUAUGUGCACAACAGGAAACUUGAAUUGAUACAGGUUCCAAUGGGUGAGGACGCAAUUGGAAUCAGUAAUCUGUUGCUGGAAGUUAUAAGGCCAUACAUAGCUCGAUUAUGUGCCAAUGGGGUGCUUCAUAGCAGGGAUUAUGCAACAUUGAGCCCAUGUGAAUUACUAAAUAUAAGGGAUAAGUUUCGGCAAGCACCUCCAUCAAGUCUUCCUCAAGCAAAAUAUGGAGAAGUAGAAGCAUUUUUUGGAGUCCUGAUUACCCUUUAUCACAUAAGGAAGUUACUAUCAAGCCAUGGUAUCAGACCGGCAUAUGAGAUGCUGGAGGAAAAGUUGUGUCAAGGGUCAUUUGCACGGCUUAUGUCUAGGAAUGAAACUGUAAUGAAAGCAAAACUCUUGAUGCAGCAGAGCUUGUCACUUGGUGCUCCAAAUCCAAAAUUAAUGAAAAUGAUAGAGAUUCUGAUUGAUCAUUUUAAAACAAAAGAUCCAAUGGACUCAAGGGUUAUCAUCUUCUCUAACUUUAGAGGGAGUGUGAAAGAUAUAAUGGAUUCAUUAUCCAACAUUGGAGACUUAGUUAGAGCUACUGAAUUUAUUGGUCAAAGCUCAGGAAAAGUUUUGAAAGGACAGUCCCAGAAAGUGCAACAAGCUGUCUUACAGAAGUUUCGAACUGGAGGAUACAAUGUUAUUGUUGCAACAUCAAUUGGAGAAGAAGGUCUGGAUAUCAUGGAAGUCGAUCUUGUGAUUUGCUUUGAUGCCAAUGUCUCACCUUUGAGAAUGAUCCAGCGCAUGGGAAGGACUGGAAGGAAGCAUGAAGGGCAAGUUGUAGUUCUAGCUUGUGAAGGAUCUGAGCUGAAGGGAUAUUUGAAAAAACAAGCAAGCAGCAAAGCCAUAAGGAAGCACAUGCAUAAUGGUGGAAUCAGGAGUUUUGAUUUCCAUCCUAGUCCUAGGAUGGUUCCACAUAGUUGUAAACCAGAAGUUCAGUUUGUUGAAUUGUCAAUAAAGCAGUUUAUUCCUCGAGGGAGAAAAGUGAAAGGUGAUGCAACACAUCAAUCACCAUAUUUGAGACGAGUAUCCAAUGGAGAGAAUGAUUUACUUGCUAGGUACUUCCUCCCAUCUAAGGAGGAUACAUGGAGACCAUCCCUUAUUGCCUUUCCCAACUUCCAGGCUUUCCCUUCCAGAGUACAUAAAGUAAGACAUUCAUUCAGAACAACAGAGAUGUUAAUUGAUAUUAUGCAGCAUCUUCAAGGAAUAUCAUUUUCCAAAGCUAAGAAGGCUUGCUUGGUGGAGGUUGAGACCUCAAGCCAGUCACUUGCUGGUGUCACCACUGCACAGGAUAAUAUUGAGCAAGAUUCCACAAAUGUCAAUGCUGCUAUAUAUAAUGUUCCAGAAGCAUUGUUUCAAGAGAAAAUUUCCAAUGCUGAAGGAUCAUUUAGAGAGACUUCAGAGAGUAAGGAUGAGCUUAUUCCUGAUGUAACUGCCCAGGUGCCCCCUAUUCACCAUUUUCUCUUUGGAGGGCAUUUUGUGACUGUGAAUGCUGCAGGCAGUGUAUAUAUUGCAUCUGUACCUGCCCUUACACAUAAAGGAACUAUAAUUUCUAAUGUUAUGACAAAUGAGAACAAUAGUGAACUUCAAAUUAGCAUGAGGAACGAAGCUAUGACUAAGCCAUCAGCAGUAAACGAAGGUAUUCUAGAUAUGGAGUUAAAAGAUUCUGCAGAAGCAGCAGGUUUCACUGGGUUGAGGUCCAUAGGGAAUGGAAGAACUUCAGCACCUAAUUCACCCAGAUAUUAUGUGCAAACACAGCAUGAGUGUGAGAAAUAUAUGCUUCAGAACCCAGUUCCUAAACGAGAUAUUGUGAAUUCAGAAGACAGUGCUGCUGAGACACCCGGUGAUACUGAAAAUGUUAUUCAUGCUUCAUUAGUGGGUGACUCAAGAGGAACUUUGAGAGAGAUGGAGCUGAGUCCCAGACUAAGUCAUUUUAUUGAGGAAGGCAUCGUUCCAGAGUCUCCAAUGGUUAAGAUCAACCAUUGUUCUUCUAAAGUAGAGAAGACUAUAGGUGGUAGGUUCAUGCCAGAGUAUGAAUCUGCAAAGGUAUGUGAAAAGAAAGACCUUAGGGAUGUGGUUUCAUGCUCAGCAAUUCUAUUUAAUGCUCCAGGAAAGAAUGAAUUGCACACACCAUGUCCUACUUCACCUGACAUCAAGUUCUCCAGCUUGUCAUCAAAAAAAUUAAGUUUAGAUAUAAGUAAUUUGGGAAACAUGCAGGAUAGUGUGCCCAGAACUGAAAUGAAAGGAAAUUUAUUAGUCUCUCCUAAAAAUGAGGAAAUAAAGACUCCUCUAGCAAAUCAAGCAAGCACCAGUGAGAAUUGGCAGUUAGAUUCUGGAGGGGCCUCAAAAUCAGUUGAGCAAGCUCCGAAGUAUAGAAGGUUGUGCAAGUACAAGGACAAAAUCAAAGAUCUGCCUUGCACAACUUUGAAAGAAAAAUAUAAUUGCUCUAUGGCAUGCAACUGUGGACCCAGUACCAGGACCAAUCCAGACCAGAUGGAGUGUAAAAAAGGUAAAAAGGAGAAGGCAAAGAGAUGCUCCAAUUUCUUCAUUGACGAGGAAGCCGAGGUAUCCGAGGAUGCGGAAGUUUCAGAGGAUGAGGAAGAUAAUGAGGAUGAAUAUGAUGAAAGUUUCAUAGAUGAUAGGACAAACCCUACCGAAUCAAGGACUCAAGCAGAAAAUAGUGGAAGUGACAUGAUGGUCUUUUAUAGGCGUUCUUUGCUUACUCAGUCACCUGUAGAAAUUCCGCCUAGAUGUUUGGCCACGCCUCAUGAUUCUAUUUCUUCCAGAAUGGCUGAAAGUGGAAGCGGUUCAUCAGAAAAAAUACAUAGUUCUCUACAUACUCCUAGAAAUGGCCUGCAAUCAACAAAUCAUUCCAUUGUUAGGAAUUCUGUGACACGCCAAUUAGACUCGGGGCAGGCUGGGCCAAUAAGUUUGCAAGGUGAAGGAAGCAGCGUCCAAAAAGAAUUCUCGAGUAAAAUGGAAUGCAGAAAAAGAAAGUUGAGCUUUCAAAAUACUGGCUCAAUUACAGUUAGAAAGCUCCAACUGGACCAUGAAACUCAAUUAGAGUAUUCAGGCAAAGCAUUACCUUGUUGUCACCCUGGGAGCACUGAAAAUAAUAAUGACCCUUCAUGUGAUGAUGAUUUCUAUCAGAGUCUUGAUCUUGAUGCAGUUGAGGCACAGGCUACUGAACUCUUAAGGUACAGGUCUGGAUUAUCAAUUAAUAGCAUACCAGCAUCAAUGCCCAAGUAUCCUGCGGGAAUCAAGGAGGAUCCUGGCGUGAACUACCUGAGUUCUCCAUCAUUUGAUUUAGGAAUUUGAAUGAUUGCUUUUACCAGUUCUCUAAAUGAUUGGUUGAUUAUAGGCAAGUGAUGUAUCAGUCAUAUGGUUUACGUUUUGCUUUGAGCUCUGAAUCAGACAGGAGAUUGGAAUUGUCAGACAAAUCAUAACAGUUGUAUGAAGAUUAAAGACAGAGGCAUUUAAUGGUGGGCACUAAUCCACAGAUCAAGGCACUGAUGAAGGUAUAUCUCCGACAGAGAUCUGUUUAAUAUUUAACUGCUUGAACUAAUACGGACAUGAAGAGUUGCAUUCAUACUGGAUGCAUUGAACAUCGUCAGGACCCAAUAUGAAACUUCCUGGACUGUGACUAUUUAUUAAGGGUCUGGUUUAGUAGCCAGAUUUACCGAAAGAUUGUGUUCACGGGUGUCAAAUUGAGUGCCGAAAUGCAUGUAUAUGGGAUAGAUGAUGCAGUCGCAACAAAUUGAAGUGUACAGUACUAGAGCUUGUAAAUGCCAAUUUUGCAGCAAGAAAAGUAACAAAAGCGGGGAUGAUUUAAUCCCCUAUGGUAAAA
Messenger RNA from Elaeis guineensis (African oil palm), 4974 nucleotides. RefSeq names its product DEAD-box ATP-dependent RNA helicase FANCM. The record is from RefSeq and is a predicted model, not a curated record. Gene Ontology annotation, biological process: interstrand cross-link repair; double-strand break repair via synthesis-dependent strand annealing. NCBI's taxonomy places the organism in Eukaryota, Viridiplantae, Streptophyta, Magnoliopsida, Arecales, Arecaceae. Gene Ontology annotation, molecular function: four-way junction helicase activity; ATP binding; 3'-5' DNA helicase activity.